AUGACGGUCAUUUACAGGGAAUUAUUGCAAGCCAGAGAUCAACUGACGGAACUCCUCAGAGAUCAUUUUCGAUCGGUUCAACAUUCUAAGGGCUUCUUUUAUGCUCACACGAACAAAGGGGGGCAAGUUCUUUACGGUUUAUUGAAAGGGACACUUCCGCGUACACAGGUUCAUAGGCUGCGGCUGUCUACGGGGCAGACAUCACCUUUCCCCAAUGAUAUAGCUGAGGAAUUCCGGUCCUUCUAUCAUUCCUUGUAUAGCUUGUACAAGCUGAAUGAAGUGGACGUGAAUAGACCCACACUGAUUGACAACUACCUGCGGACAUGUUAUGAAAACCGUAUCUCCUACAGCGGCGGAGGCAAUGGAUGGUCCGAUCAAUGA
Pelobates cultripes (western spadefoot toad) is the source of this 381-nucleotide messenger RNA. The record is from the annotation of a GenBank genome assembly. Lineage: Eukaryota; Metazoa; Chordata; Amphibia; Anura; Pelobatidae.